UCUCGUGCGCCUUCCCUCCCUCUCCUCCCCUCCUUCGCUCCCUCCCUCGGAGCCCAGUUGCUCAAGCCGCUUCCUUCCACCGCGCCAGCGCCAGUUCCUCUCCCGGCGGGGCCCGGGAAGGGCAGCGAACGCGAGACACUGGACCCGUCGCGGCGGCACCUCCACGACCAUGGCCCAGCCCCGAAGGGCCGCGAAGCCGGCACCCAAGGCCUCGCAGGUCCCCACCGCGCAGACCGUGCGGAAGCCUCCGCAGCCCCGGCUCUCGCGGGACACCGGCAGCCUGGGCAGGUGGGGCCACGUCGCCGCCGCCUCCUCCCGGGAGUCCUCCUUCUACGGCACGAUGACGCUCACCGGGCGCCGGCGAGGACUGCUCGAGCUGCUGGGGCUGCAGGGGGCGGCGCCCGCCGGGUGGCCGUCGGAGGAGCGCGCUGAGGAGCAGUCUCUGGGAGGGUCCAGCGGGGCAGGCGGCAGCAGGCUGUGUCUGGAGCCCCGGGAGCACGCCUGGAUCCUGGCGACCGCCGAGGGUUGCAUCGAGGCACUGUGGGAACAGCUGGAAGCGGAGCCGACGCUGCUGCUGAAGGUCGACCCUAUUAGCGGCUACACGGUGCUGCACUGGCUCGCCAAGCACGGGCGCCACGAGGACCUCAUCAGGGUGCACGACUUCGCCCGGCUCCGGGGGCUGCAGCUCGACGUGAGCGUGCAGGGCAGCGGCGGCCUCACGCCCCUCCACCUGGCGGCCAUGCAGGGCCACGACAUGGUCAUCAAGGUGCUGGUGGGCGCCCUGGGCGCUGACCCCACGCGCCGCGACCACAGCGGCCACCGGGCCAGCCACUACCUACGGCCCGACGCGCCCCAAGGACUACGGGACCUGUUGGGGGCCGAGGACUGGGGCCCCGCGGACAGCUACCCGUGGAACAACGCCAACAACAACAGCAGCGGCGGCGGCGGCGACUCCGCACGGCCGCUGCGACGGACCCAGAGCGCCAUGGGCGCCAUGGCCAUGGAUACAAGAGCAGCGGCGUCGCCCAGCAAGAAGGACUCCACUGGCAAGCGGGUGCCGCAUAUUCAUGGCUUUCUCCGACAUAUAUUCCCCUUCUUCCAGGACCGUUGAGGGCAAGCCCAGACUAGACAUCGCCCAGAGACUGGGUUAUCCGGGGUCCCGCCAAAGGGACGGCACCUGGGACGCUGCUGUGGCCACAACCAAGCACGCUGGACCCGCGAGGAGCUGACCACCUCCGGGUCUGUUUCAGGUAUCUGUCGGGGUCUCCUGGCACCACCGACCCGGAGAUCCGGGGACCGGAGCAUUCUUGAGAGAGAGAGAGAGCGAGCCAGAGAGCAAAGACCAAGCUGUCUUAGCACUGCAUCCCUAAACUGUAAGGCUAAGGAGUGGGAGCAGGAACUUGUUCCUCUUUGCAGCGGCAAAUUUCAGCUUCCAGUAUCCAUUUCUGGGCAGGCAGAAGCUCUGAGUUUUUUGGAAAACAUUUCCUAGGAGAAUAAGUUAAGAUUGUAAACCACUGAUGCAUCUAAGCACCUAACUGUAGACUUGACUUGGCUAUUAACCACUCACUUUGUGCCAGCAGAGUCAGUCCCUGGCAACCGUCUGCUAACACAACCAGACCUGACCCGUACCUUUUCCACUGUAUCACCGAUGACUUCUUAAGCACAUUAAAGUGGCAUCUAUUUUCCUUUCACCCAACAAAUCUGUCCUUUGACUUACUUUUUUUUUUUUUAAUUAACCAGCAGGGGGGAAACAUCCCUAGUUUGCAAGGACAAGGUCACCAACCUAUGACAACCAGCUACAGACCCAGGGCGGGUUCUGGCCCUCACUCUCAGAGCAAAGGCCCACAUGUGCGCUGAAAAAGCUACUUUCCCCUUGGCUCUGAAUAAAGACACACAGUUCACCUGUAUCUGGGCUC
Messenger RNA from Talpa occidentalis (Iberian mole), 1916 nucleotides. Its product is annotated as ankyrin repeat domain-containing protein SOWAHD-like. The record is from RefSeq and is a predicted model, not a curated record. NCBI's taxonomy places the organism in Eukaryota, Metazoa, Chordata, Mammalia, Eulipotyphla, Talpidae. Gene Ontology annotation, molecular function: protein binding.